GCCAGCUCCGUUUCCUUGUCCUGCAGCCUGGCACACGAGCACAGAGGCGCUGGCUGUCCCCACGGCUGGCUUUAGCAUUGUCCCAUCACCACAGCCCCGAAAGCCCGGGCUGGCCGAGGCCUCGCCCCCACCUGCUCCAGGCGCGCUGCCUUCGCUUCCUGCGACUUUAAAGUUCCCUCGGUGCACAAAGCAAAAGAGGGAGGAGAAAGCGUUUCAUCAUCGCUCUCGGGAGCCGACUUAUAAGAACUUGACGCUCCCGCUGCCUGGCUCACUCGCAGUCUUGGAAGGAUUUCGGCACAGCCCGUGCGCACGGCGGGGCUGCGGGCCGGGCCGGGCAGCGGAGGAAACCCACGAGUAAUCCGACAAUUCCGGGCUCCCCGGGAAGCCGUGGCGAUGGGAGUCCACCCCGAGGUUGGCAAAUCCCCCGUUGACAUCCCCAAGAGCUCCAGCACCUGCUCCAGGAGUAUCUUCUGCAACAUCAAAGUGUUUGUGCUGUGCCAUGGGCUCCUCCAGCUCUCCCAGCUCCUCUACAGCGCCAACUUCAAGAGCAGCCUCACCACCAUUGAGAAGCGCUUUGGGCUCUCCAGCCUCUCCUCGGGUUUCAUCUCCAGCUUGCACGAGAUCGGCAACGUGGUGCUCAUCAUCUUCGUCAGCUACUUCGGCAGCCGAGUGCACCGCCCGCGCGUGAUCGGUGCUGGGGGGCUGCUGCUGGCACUGGGGGCCUUCCUGGUGACCCUGCCCCACUUCCUGUCAGGCCCCUACGAGUACACUGCACUCAGCACUGGUAACAAAAGCCAGGGGCAGGUUGAGCUGUGCUAUGCAGAGAGUAGAUUUGUGUGCCCAAACACCACCCAGGACCCCCAGAAGGAGGCCAGAAGCAUGUGGGCCAUGAUGGUCAUCGCCCAGCUGCUGGCUGGGAUCGGGACCGUGCCCAUCCAGCCCUUCGGGAUAUCCUAUGUGGACGACUUUGCAGAUGCCAACAAUUCCCCGCUGUAUGUUGCCAUCCUCUUUGCUAUUGCUGUGUUCGGCCCUGCCUUUGGAUACCUGCUGGGGUCCGUGGUGCUGCGGCUCUUCGUGGAUAUCGGAAGGGUUGACACUGUGGACCUGACACCAGGUGACCAGCGGUGGAUCGGAGCAUGGUGGCUGGGGCUGCUCAUCUCCUCAGGCUGCUUGGUGCUCACUUCCAUCCCUUACUUCUUCUUCCCUCGGUACAUGGUGAAAGGACAGGAGCGGAACACGGAGGCCGGCAUGCUCAGGAAGAUGGAGACAGGGGCUGCUGAAGAGACCUCCCUGCUACAGUUUAUAAAAAGAUUCCCAAAGAUCUUCCUCAGGCUGCUGCUCAACCCCCUCUUCAUCCUCCUGGUGCUGGCUCAGUGCAGCUUCUCCUCCGUCAUUGCGGGUCUGGCCACCUUCCUCAACAAAUUCCUGGAGAAGCAGUACGGUGCUUCCCCCUCACAGGCCAACUUCCUCAUAGGAGCUGUCAACCUGCCAGCAGCGGCACUCGGGAUGCUGCUGGGAGGGAUCAUCAUGAAGCGCUUCUCCUUCUCCCUGCGUGCCAUCCCGCGCUUCGCCGUGGUCGUGCUCGUCUUCUCCAUCCUCCUCUGCCUGCCCCUUUUCUUCAUGGGCUGCUCCACAGGGCACAUCGAGGGCAUCUACCACCCCAGUACACCCAAUUCCCAGCAGCAGCUCAAGGCACGGGUUGGGUGCCAAUGCUCUAAGCAGAUCUUCCACCCUGUGUGCCGGAAAAACACCACGGAAUACAUCUCACCCUGCUUCGCUGGCUGCACCAACAGCACCACCAACCCCUCCAAUCCCAAACAGCUGAUCUACCACAACUGUUCCCUGAAUUUGAAUGAGCUGUUCUCCACCUACACAGGCUCUUGUCCAGUCAGCUGCUCCCAUAUACUCCUUCCUGCCAUAUUCCUCAUCUCCUUUGCUGCCCUGGUCGCCUGCCUGUCCCACAACCCCCUGUACAUGAUGGUGUUACGGGUGGUGAACCAGGAUGAGAAGUCAUUCGCCAUCGGAGUCCAGUUCUUACUAAUGAGACUGCUGGCCUGGCUGCCAGCCCCGGCCAUGUUUGGAGCUCUCAUUGACUCCUCCUGCAUCUACUGGCAGCAGCAGUGCAGCCAGCGCCGCUUCUGCGCCUACUACAACAACGAUUUCCUCCGAAACAGGUACCCUGGGCCCCAUCUCCGGGCAGGGGAGGGAUCCCAGCCCAGCCUGGGACCAGCUGGAAGCGCCAGCUCCAGAUGUGGCAUGUCCCUGCUCUUCUCCUGGCAGAUACCUGGGGCUGCAGGUGGGCUACAAGGUGGUGGGCACCGUGCUGCUUGCCUUCAUCAGCUGGAAGGUGAAGAGGAGCAAGGAGUACAACGUGCAGGAGAAGGCAGCGGGGCUAGUGUAGCCCCCGAGGACUGACUCGUACCCCCACCACCCACCGCCACUACUUUGUCUUGUUUGGGUUUGUUUUACUCCCCACGGGAGCGCCUCUCCCACAGCUCGGAGGGAUGCUCCGGGCCAGCCCCAUCCUGGGAAUAGCAGCUCCCAGGGGCUCCAGCUGCACUUGCCAUCACCCUGGGGAGGAGCAGCCCCCGGCCAGCUGGAGCAGGAGGCAGAGGGGGCUGGAACACAGGGACGCUGAGAAGUGCCUGCUGUGCGCCAUGGUCCCGCUCCACUGUGACAUUCCCGGCUGCGACAGGAGCAGGAGAGGUGGCUGCCAGCCCGGUGUCCCCCACCCACAGCCCCCGCAGAGGGCAGCAGGGAAACCACACAAGUGUUGGGACAAGUCAGCACAAAGGGUUUAUUGCAGAAUAUCUGGGGCUUGUUGCUCUUUUUAUUUUUUAAAUAAAGGUCACUUUUCCAACUGCU
Molecule: messenger RNA, 2865 nt
Organism: Parus major (Great Tit)
Lineage: Eukaryota; Metazoa; Chordata; Aves; Passeriformes; Paridae
Gene: SLCO2A1
Product: solute carrier organic anion transporter family member 2A1
Exons: 13
Coding region: 394-2415 (673 amino acids)
Biological process (GO): prostaglandin transport; transmembrane transport; sodium-independent organic anion transport
Cellular component (GO): membrane
Molecular function (GO): prostaglandin transmembrane transporter activity; protein binding
Source: RefSeq, a predicted model, not a curated record